CAAUGAAUAUGUUCUAAAUACAGGAUAAUAAAAUACAGGUAUUGAGUAUUGAGGUAUCAAUUCUAUUUCUAUAAAUAAUUGUAUGUUAUUAAAUAAUAGUUACUUAAUUUAAAAAUUGUUGAUGAUCAUCAUCAAAGAUUUAGAUGCAUAGUCAUAGAUGAUGGUUUUAUCUUGAUAUUGCCUAUUGAAAAUUGCCUGUGAAUGUGAGUUGCAAACAUAAUCGGCAAUGGACAGUGGACAGUGUUUCUGUUUUACAUUUACUCACUCACAUGUUUAAAAACCAUCGCCAUCAUUAAAAAGUAUUGAAAAUUUGGUCUAAAAUCUAUAUAAACGUACAUAAAUAAGCUGAUACUAAUGUCAAAGAGCUCUUACAAUGAAGUUACAUUUUGCUUUUCUUUGUCUAUACUCGGUAAGUAUGUUUUGCUCUCCUCACUUCUCUUUUUUAGAGUUAGUAACUUAAUGUCUUAAUGGAGGGGUCCUAAUGCUGUUUAUAACCCUCAGCAUUAUUCCUAGCUGAUAAAUGGUUUAUUACCACUAGCAAUAAAAAAAAAGGAAUGUAGGUAAAUUAUGGGCUGUAUUUUGAAUCAAUAAUUUGUUUUAACAGACUUUAUUAUGAUAGCACUAUUAUUAUUUUUUCUUUUAUCUUAUCUUCUAAGAAGAUGAUUACGCCCUACCUAACACAUGUCCAUGGUUUAACUCUAGUCCUAAAUUUUUUUAAAUGGCUGGGAAUAAUGUACAAUGCCAAACAUUAUUCCCAGCCGAUAAAUGAUUUGCUACCGUGAUUAGGCGACUGUGAAUAACAAUUCCAUUAACUUAAAUAAACAGUCAUAAUAUUAAGUUUUAAAUAUUAUUAUUUCUCUAGGUGAAUACAGUAUUCAUUGGUGAAGUUGAAUUUGCAGAAAAACCAUCGCCUACUUGCAAAUACCAACUAUCUUAAAAUAAUGGAUACAAGUUUAAUAGUUCUUGAUGUAAGUUGAAGCUCAUGUUUGAAAUAAAUAAACUCAAGUAAAAACUAAUUUUGUUAGUUUAAAAAAAGUAUAAUCAGUACAAAAAAAAAAAGUAAUUUAUUGACAUUAGAAAGAUAGUUAUAUUUUCGUUCAAAUUUGACAGAAUAUACAUUUUUUAAAGAUAACUAGCAUGUUAAGUUGAAAGCCCAGUUUGAUACAGGUGUGUUAAAUAUUAAUUUUAAAGAUUUAUUUAUGCUGUCCAUUGGAAUGUUAUGCCCGAAGACCAUGCUCUUGUUAGGUUUUGUGGAAAAGCCACUGCUGCAUCUAUGAAUUUAUGAAAAUUAGAUGUUUGUCAUUUACAUUUUACCUGCAAAAUUAAUCGUCAAAAUAAGAUUUUUUGGGAUUCCUUAAUACAGCAAACAUGGGUUACAUAGCUGUCUUUGCAUUGUAAGUUUAUUAUAAUAUAAAUCACAGGGUGGGUUUGCCAUAAGCCUCAGGGGACAAGGGAUUGAAUAUGUAGUACAAGAACAAAAAUAACAACAUAAAAAAAAAAACAUAAAAAAAAAACAAGAAUGGAAUGUUAUUCUUUCAAAUUGAAAUAUUUAAAAAAAAUGUUUAAUUGCAGCAUGACAGACAGAAGAUUUUUUAAAAUUAAACCUUAAGAAAAGCCAUAUUUUUAAGCCUAACCUAUUGUAAAACAGUCCAACAAAAAGGUUCAAUAUUAUGAUAAAAAUGUUUGACUUCAGUACAGAAACUUGGAAGAUAAACAGAGAUUGCAUAAAAGUGUAAAUUGAUAUAAUUUUUUUCACACAGAAUAUUCCUCUCUCGUAUAGCGAGGAAUUGAUGAUUGAACACAUAGAAGCUACCCUGGAUGUAGACGUACAAUGUGCCAAGAUUAUAGGAGAUUUGGCUCUAUUUUCGCUGGAACAUAACCUCGACGGUAGAGCUCAGCAUUACUACAAUAAACCUGUGGUCAAAGUUACAAAAUUAUAGAUUUUACUUUAAUACUUACUACCAUUGAAAACUUAAAAAAAUACUUCUAGCAAUUUAAUAGAUUGUUCCAUAAUAAAAUUGUGUAAAUAAACUUUAGUGUUGCCGGCUCAAGGAAAAUGUUACAAUUUUGCUGUGUGAAGGGCUUCACAUGACAUUUUACUCGAUAAAUAUUUAUUAUUAGCCAGGAAUUACUUAAAAUGCUUAUUUAUGCAUCACAAUGUUUAUGCCUAUAAAGAUCAGAAAGAAAUUUUCUUUAAUAUGCACUAAACUGACUAAUAUAUAAGCUAAUAACUUUAUCUAGAGAAGUGGAACAACGAAACAUUUUUAAUUAUAUUGUUGCCACUAAGAUUUCUAUCAUCCUUAGGCUUUUAUAGUAUGUCCACAUGUAAAUGUUUGGAAUAGUUCAUUUAUUUUCAUUUAACUUAAAGAUAAAGCCGCAGUUUAAACUAUUUUCCUAUUUCGUUAAUAAGUUUUUUCUUAUUUAGUUCAGACUCAAAUUGAGUUAAUAAAAUUUAGAAUGACAAACCAGCUUUAAAAAAGUCUAAAACUUCUGUAAACUCUAAAUUCCAGAAAAACAGUUUAAACUAAGACAUCUAUACUUUUAUUCUUCAGAUUUUGAAGCAGCCGCUAAAAGAGUGAAAAAAGUCACACUCGAAGGACGUACUAUAAAAUUGCUGCCAGUUGAUGAAAACAAUGAAAAUGCUGUUGCAAUUUAUGAUUACAAGUCUGACGUAAUACACAAAACAUCUCUGAAAAAAUACUUUGAACAACAAUUUAAAGAUGGAAAAGGGUGCAUAUCAUCAUGCAAAUUCUGGAAGAAAUUCAAAUUGGGAAUAAUUCAUUUCAAGCCAGGGUCUGAGAAAUGUAAGGAGUAAUUUUAUUUAUUCCAGCCCCUCCCAUCUGCCAUUUACCUCGUCUUACCUAGUUUACACACCUGGAAAGUAUACACAACGAAAUAGUAUUUUCAUAUUUAUAAAAAUUCCUUUUUGUUCAAAAUAUAAAGGAUAAGGGACUGCGUUGUGUGAAUGAAAUAGCAGAAAAGGAUGUGUGAAAGCUUGAAAGGAAAAUAAACAACAGGACAAUCAAAUGUUUACUUAGUCUGCUGAUGAAGAGUUCUGGCCGAAAUGUUUGUUUGGAUGUCCUUUUUUUUCUCCUUCCUUUCAAGCUUUGGCAUAUUCUGUUCUACUGUUAUAUUCAGCAACACACUUUCUUCAUCCUUUUCUAAAAUUUAUGGAUUUAUCAUAGCAGCCUUAACUAAACUAGUAAAACGCAAUAUGUAUGCAUAAAAAGUCGAUUUUUAAAUUCUAUGCCAAGUUAAAGGGUGUCUUACAACACUUCGGUGGAUGAUUUUUAUAAGUAGGCUUUUUCUUAUUAGUCUAAAUAGUCCAUUUUGUCUGGCAUUUAAACUAUGGGGGGAGAGGGUGGGAGAGGAGGGGGGGGGGUUGUGUGUUUGCAUAAAUAAUAUUUGAGGGUGUUUUAUAAUUGUCUUUUCUAAUAUACAUUUUACUUAUUAAACUUAAUACUAUGUUGACUGGAUAAAAAUUAAACAUUAAAUAUUGUUUAAAAUUUUCAAAAUUGCAUAAAUUAUGAUUAUUAAAUAAUAGUUAAUUUUAGCUAAACAUUUGAGAAGUUAUAGGUAUUUUUCAGAUUUAAUUAGGUUUAUGAUUUAAAAUUUGAGACAGUUAUGAAUUGUUAGUGCAUUUACUGUUCAAAAUCCUUUAUGCAUUGAACAAUAUUUUUUAAUAAUUGCUUUUUACAGUGGUUGGAAAAUUACUUAAAAAAGACAAACACAGACCAGUGCAUGGUGCUACUGUUAGUAUCCAACCCUAUUAUUACAACUUCCAUGAUUUAGUGGAAAAGAGGUUACCCUCAGAUGAGAGUGUCCAAGCUGAAAUACCUUGCUGUGAAAAAGUCACAUCUCAGUGUAAAGAAGAUGACUCUAGUGAAAGUGAAUCGAAAUCAGAUAACAGUAGUGAAGACAGUAGUGAACAAGAAUCGGAUGAGGAUAGUGAAGACCAGUGUGAAAGAGAGAGUCACAGUGAACAAGAAUCGGACGAGAGUACUAGCAGUGAAGACCAAAAAUGUAAAAAUACUGGCAGGCAUAAGGGCAAUUUUUCAGAUGUAACAGGUAGCGAUGGAAAUAACACAUACUCAGAGUCGGAAGAUGACAGCGAGGAGAAAAACAUGGGCAAACAGAAGGGUAAAAGUAAUAUUAGAAAAGAAAAAAGCAAUCCAGAUGGCAACAAAGGUGACCCAGACUUAUCAGAUACAGAAAAAAAUGAAAAAAAUUUUAAACAGGCCAAGUGUAAAGAUGAAUCACUUGAUAAACCUGUUGAAAAAGUUGCUAGUUUUUCCUUAUGCUCUGAAAAAAAUAAUCUCCCAAAGGAAAGGAAAGAGCAUGCAAUGAGCCAAGCACACUAUCUGCUAUUAAAGGAACACUUUGGUACAUUUGAUAACUGUAGCGUUGAAUUUUUGCAGGAUGAGAAAAAAGCUGUUUUUGAAGGUGACGAAAAAGAUGUUUCUCUCCGCCAUUGGAAUAUGUUUUCAGAACUUAGAGAAAUAGAGAAAGAUAGUCUAAAUUUACAGGGAUGUCUGCCCCAAUUACUUGCAAACGAAAAAGGGCAACACUAUUUAACAAAUCUUAGAGAAAUGGAAAGCGUAACACAUUGUAUCGACAAUGAUCAGCUUCUUCUAGUUUCAAGGAGCUUCAAUGCCUUAAACAAUGCUGCCGAAAGAUUGAGAGACGUUUUAAACUAUAAAGAAACAUUUACGACAGUAAAUUGCCAGAUACCACUAGAGCAGUUGGAAACCUUGAAGACAAAAUUAGAAAAAGAACUUUUAGUUAACAUUUCAUGGAGCGUAAACCAAGAAGAAAUUUUCUCAGAAGGUGUCAAAGACCACGUACUCUUAUCAAAACAAGACGUAUGUGCGAUGAUUGAAAAAUUUAGUGAGGUUACUAGAACCUUCGUCAUUGAAAGUUAUAAGGCCAGUUACCUACGUUGUCAUCCAUCACCAAAAAUUAAAUCAAUAUUUCAAAAUGUUAGAGACUGGUCUUACGAUGAGGGCUACAGCAAAGGUCCUAUGACUUACACUUUUACUGGUCAAAAUAGCUCGGUCAGCCAAGUGGAAAGUUUGCUACAGGCGCUCGUUGAUAACAUUGUGACUCGUAAAAUAGAUUUCCAAAAGGAAUACUUCAGUAUUGAUGAUAUUAAAGUUAUAACUUUAGGACUCAAAACCCCUGAAGUUAAAAAUAAACUCGAGGAAUUUGAAAGGCAGGAAAAAUGCUUUCUCAAGGUUAAAAUGCCAGACGAGUCUGACCUUAAAGAUAUGAAUAAAAAAACUCAAGCUAAAUCUGAUAUUUUUACUGCGGGAACAUCGUGUAGGAUUCUACUGAAAGAAGGAGAUAUAAUAACUGAAAAGGCUGACGUGCUUGUCUGUGUAUUAGAUAAAUCUAUCAAUUUAAAAAAGACACUGGUGGGAAAGGCUUUCAACUCAGCAUGUUCUCAGCUAAUGGAGCAACUGAAAACCAUGCACAAAGAGAACCCGUCGUCUCUUGUCCAUAUAGUUAAAGGACCCUUUUCACCCCCUUUAUUAUCUUGCCUAGCCAUUUGUGGCGUCAUAUUAAGCGUUUGGGAUGAGGCUUCUUCUCCAACUACACUAGCGAGUAUACUAACGAAUGUUCUUGACGAGGCCAUCAAAAUGGGUGCCAGGUCGGUCUCGCUACCCACUUUAGGUCAUGGUAGAAUGUUCAAAUUUCCACCAAAAUGUAUCUCUCAGAUUAUUAUAGACACUCUUCAGACUUAUCUAUCGUCUGACCCAGCCCUGGAUGAAGUUAUUAUAAUGAUCAAUGACCAAGAAAUGCUUGACACCCUUAAACUUGUUGCCCAGCAGAACCUGACGGCUUGCUCGCCAACACCUCUUGACAUUGAUUCCAGCAGUGGCGAUGAAAGCGCUGACGAUACAGAUGAGAAAACCAUUCUAGAUUUGGCAGAAGCUGGUGACUUAGAAAUUUCUGUUACAAUGAUGAAAAUGGAUGACCCCGAAAAAACACUUACAAAAUUAAAAGAUUUGAUCAAAAGAAGGUGUUUGCAUACUGCUGAGUUUGAAAACAAGAUGCUGUUAGUCUUAGACCAAGUGAUUGAGGAAGAGGCUCAAAAUCAUUUAGUGUAUAUUAGGAAAUCGGCAGGGACAGAAUCUCAUCCGAGAAAAAUUAUCAUUAAAGGAUUUAAAAAACAUGUCAAAAAGCUGGAGUCUUUCAUAAGAACAGAGCUCAGUAAAAUACAAAUGGCUAUGCAAAAUAAAAUUCUGGCGUCAGGUGAUGCCCCGCCUCGUGGUACUAUGGAUUUCUUAAUGUAUGCUGCAAACAUAACAGAAAUGUGCCCAUCUUAUUGGGGAUUUUGUCAACAACCAAGUUUCUUGAAGCGUGUGCUUGGAGCUUUAAAUUAUAGAUUUAAAGGUACAGAAAAAAAACACGUAAUAAAUGUAGCUGUGGACAAAGCAACAAAAAAGGCGAUUGUUGAGCUAUUUGAAAAAACUUGGGAUUCAACACAUUCAGGGCUAGGAAGAGAUGCCAAAGGUUUGGUAUCUAACGCAGGUUGUGAGGUGUUGAAUGUUGAGAGGAUUGAGAACCCUCUUUUAUUUGAGCCUUACGCCCAGACACGGAAAAAUUUAUUUGCAAAAUAUGCUGAGAUGGGGAAGAUGUGUGAUGAUCUCAGUACAACAUUACCAAGAGGCCAGAUAAGAACCACUGAGCUGCUCAGCAGCACCCUGAAGGAUCAACUGUAUCAUGAAGUCAAUGAACAUUAUCUUUUUCAUGGAACAAAAAGUAACCUAAUUGAUGCUUUGACUCAACAUGGCCCCGAUCCUAAACUCUGCACAAACGCAAUGCUUGGUAGCGGUGUGUAUUUAGCAGAAGCAUCAAUCAAGUCGGAUCAGUAUGCAGGUAAUUUUUUUUUUUAUUUGUUUAAGUUUACAUCAUUGGUGGGAUGAGGUAGGGUUCCUUUUUAUGGUUCACGUCUAAUUUUAAACGAAUUGUUACAAUUUGAUCAUUUAUUUUUAAAAAGUGUUUGUUUUCUUUGUGUUAAAUUUGAUCAUUUAUUUUUUUAAAUUGUUUGUUUUUUGUGUCUAUAUUCUAUAAAGUUUUUACCUUGAUUGUUGCAUCUGGUCUAAACUUGAUACACACAACUUUCAUUAUAAACCUUGCCUAGUCUAGUCCCAACUCAACACAUCCAGUCAGUUUAAAGUAUUGUCAUGGCCCAAUAGCAUUUUUUUUCUAUAAAACUUAUUUUAAAAUUAGAUGUAAAAUUAUCUAAAAAUGGCAUCAACACUCAAAUAAUGCAGCCAAUUUUAAUUGAAUGCCCUUUAAAGGUUCUAUUGCAGAGUUUUCCAUUUUUUAAUGUUAGUGUAAAACUACAUCAUUUUGCAACAUAGCCAUUCAGCUUUCCUUGUAAAGUGGGGAUUUAUCUCAUUCCUGAUUUAUAAGUGAUAUAGAUGCCGUGUCUAUUUUUCUAUUCGUUGGUUUUUUUUUUGUGUUUGGGGGGGGGGGGGGGGGGGGGGGAGGAGAGGAUAUCUUCAGAUGUUCUCGUGCGCACUCCCAGUGGUGGAUGAACAGCACUAACCCUAGCUACUCAACUAGGCAGUGCAUAUAACUGCACCAAUUUUUAGCAUCUUAGAUACCAGGGUCAGCUAUACAUCAGCAUCAUUUUACAAUUAAUCGGAGGCAGAGAUGCUAUAAUUACUGUGAAAUUUAGGUAUCACUUGACCUCAGCUUGACCUGGUUGUGUUUACACAAAUUAAAGUAAAAAUGCUAAUACAACAUGAGUUGUUACUAAAUAGUAAUGUUGAAUUAUACUUAAUUUUUAUUUGAAUUUUUUAUUCUGAUAUACUGCUACUACUACUACUAGUUAUUACUACUACUUCAUUGAAAAAAAAGUUUUUCAAUACAAAAAGAAGUGGGUCACAAAAUUCAAGUUUAGAAUUACCAUUUCCAAAUGUAAUCAAAUACAAAAGUAGAAAAAAAAACUCUGUUUUGUAAAGAGAAAAUCUUUUAAAAAAAUAUUAAGGUAUUAUUAUUAUUAUCAUCUUUAAUCACCAUUUUUAUAAAUUGCAUGUGUAUAGUAUGAUAAAAGUAUACAUUUUCAAUAUAAAUAUGAUUUUAUUUAUUAAUAUUUAUGUGUACCUAAGGGCCUCUCCGCAAAAGACCUUGACUAGGUUGAAGAGAAAAAAAAGGGGGAGUGGGGGGGGGGAAUAAGUUCAGAUGCUCACAUAUUUGGAUACUAUUCAUCAACAAAUGUAAAUAAUAGGAUUUUAAUCUUUUUAAAAUAAAUUCUCUCUUAUUCUCAGGUCUGCUUGUCUUAAAUCUAGUGAUUUAUAUUAUCAUAUAUAUUUAGAAGUUAAAAUCGUAUGAAUUUUAAGGACUUAGCUCUUUAUAAUAGUUUGUUAUUAUCCUGCCGGGCAUUUUUGAACCGUAUAACAGUAGAUAUACCAGAGAUUAGUAUGAAACCAAUUUUUUCGAAUGGAAUGUUGUUAGAAAUGAAGGUUAUUCAUAUUCAAAUGGAAUUGUGAGUGAGAAAUAUGGUAAAUGUAAACUUUUUUUAUAAAGUUUACUUUUGACACAGAAAGUGCAGGGAGCGGGACCUGGAGAGGGGGCUCAUCAAGCCCCGCCCCACAAAAUUUUUAAUGUAAGGAUGCAUUUUGGCACAUACUUAAAAUUUGUUUUUCAUCAUUCUACACUGAAUAGGAAAACUUUAGUCAAGAGCCUUGUAUAAUUGUUCAUGUACUUAUUUCUUUCUUUUCCAAGCUUUCUUUAGCUUUAAAUUUUAUUCAGUUGUUAUAAGAUUAUAUUGCAAAGGCAUUUUGGCUUAGUUCUCUAUCCACUUCAAUUCAGAUUAAAAUCCAUUUCUCAUAUUUUUUAUAUCACUUUCAUUAGUUGAAUAAAUUUCUGUGGUAUUACUCAGACAAAUCUAAUAGAACAAAAUUAACUUAUUCUAAAUCAACUAACAGAAAGUUGUUUUAAUUUGACAAAAAAAUGAGUUUUUAAAAAAUGAACCGCUUAGACCUAUAAUUAAGUUAAAUGUUUAAAGGCAAUGUGAAUCAAUACUUUAGGUCAUCAGAAUAACUGGGUGAAAAAUAGAGCUACUUAAAUUGUUACCUUAACAACAGAGAAAAACAUUAAUUUUUUAAAUGGCCUCACUUUUGCAAAAAAACUCACUGUGUAAAAUGCUGUAUAGAAACUUCCCCAAUGGGGGAGGAGUGGUGCAAGCCACUUGUGGACAAGUGUAGACAAUGGGGAGGGGUUAGAAAAGAUUCAUAUUUUUGUGGACCUGUAACAACCCUUAAUAAAUGAAACUUAUGCAACAAUUUAAAAUUAUUGAAUACCAACUACUUAAUAUUUUAUGAGAUGCCAGAGCAUGAUGGGAUGAGCACAGAAUUUGAAAAUUCUAUGGAAUGUUAUUUAAAGACACUGUCCUUUCGUCAUAAACAUUUUAAAAUUUCCAUGCUCCUUUUAAAUAUAUGUUGUAAAGGACUGCAGAAUUUUUAAAAUGCUUUUUAAAAUAAGCCUGUGUGGUUUUUUUUGAAAAUCGAAUUCAAAAGCUUUUUAAAUCCCCUUAUCCAUACUUCAUUAACAGAAGCCAAUACUUUUUUGAAUUGCAGAUUAUUAUUAGUAUUCAGUAUGUGAAAAUUUUAUUAAGUGCAGUUUUGGAAAAUAUUUCAGAAUUUCCUUCUUUAACUUCUGUUCCCAAUGACUAUCUCAUCCCUCAUAGAAAAAUUUUUACCUACGCUAUUAUGAUAAUUCUCCUUUUCCUUACAUACUGGUGUUUAUUUUAUUCAAAUUUACUAUAAUAUUCUGUAGUUUCCUCUACCAUUGUACUUGUACCAUUUUGUUUAUCCCAAAAAUUUACUUCAGCGGAAAUACAUAUAUUUCUCAACACACAGUUUGAAAAGGACUUUUCUAUGACAUUGUGUAUAUUUACGUAAGGUUAAAAAAGCUUGUAUUGGUAUAUAAAGAGGAGUUACCAUUUCAUAACAUCUAUUAUUAAUUGAUUAUAGUUAAGUCAUGUAAGAAACCAAAAGUGUGACUGAAUAGCUAUAUGGCUUUUGUAGCAUACGAUGCAAUUUUUGGUGUUGUUGUUGAAAAUCAGCAUGUGGCAAUCAUAAAAAAUGUAAGCCUGAGAAGCCAGGAUAUAUUUGCUAGCAUGUAUCUAUAUCUUGGCCGUUUGUCUCUUGGUCGGUUUACAUGGCUUGUCUUUUUUUGUUGAUGCCUUUAGAUCCAAAGAACAACCGCUCACCUGCGGGCGAAGAGUUGAAAAUGUUGCUUAUGCGAGUUUUACUUGGAAAUACAUAUGUCAUCAACAGGGAUCACCCAAGAGUACAGAGAGGUAAAUAUUAAACUACAGGACCUAUUUUUUUCAUCCCUUUCAUUUAACUAUAAAAUUGAAAGACAUUGUUGAAGGUAAAAUCUACAUGUUUCUAUGAUUUUUCCACCACACUAAAAUUUAGUAAAAUUUACCACAAAAAAACUCCUACAUCAAAAAUUAUUUCACUUUGGACAUACAAUUAAACAAGAGCUAUAUAUUUUUCAAAUCAGUAAAUGAAGGACCCAUCAAACUCUUAUAGACAAUAUUGUGUGGCUUGCCUAAGUUUGUUGAUUAUUUAUUUAUUAGCCCUUUCAAGACUUAAAGUUCGUAAGAAUACUAUUUUUAAACCUUAAUUGAUUUAUAUUUCUUUAUUAAAAUAAUUUGAUAGUCCACAUUGUAGCCAACAUUUAUUUUAUGCUUAAUCUAUAUAUUAUAUUUGUCAAGGUCAAGGUUUUACUCCAUUGAAGCGACCUCCUUGUGCUCAGUGUCAAAGUGACGUGUGCUCUGAUGUAGGACACCAUCAUUGUGACUCUGUUACGCUUGACAGUGUACUUACUGAUACUAGAAUUCUCUUCAGAGAGUUUGUUGUGUACGACAUGAGUCGGUGCUACCCAGAAUACAUCAUAACCUACAAAAGAAAAUAAUCCUAAAAAUUAAUAUUGGCCAUAGGAUCCAUUUAGAUUUUAUGUCAUAUUCUUUUAUUGUGUGCUUGCUUUGAAAGGUCUUGACAUGAUUUUGAGUGGCAUCAUAAAGUGAUAAAUGUUUCAUUAGUUUACAGUCAUUUUUUUAUAGUUAUAUUUACUUAUGACUUCAUUUUUUAAAUCUCUAUGUCAUUUAUUCCACUGUUUAAAGGUUGUUAAGUAAUUAAAUUAUCCUUAUUGUUUUCUGGUUUCAAGAUCAAUGAUGGAAAAGUCCAUUCAAGAUAACCGUAACUUAUCCAAAGGACUCUGAGAUCUCUAUUUGUCAUUAGCUGUUUAACUCAUUCUGGGAGCUAAGCAGGUUGAGGCAAAACUUCAUUCACCAACUCAAACAAACUCUACACAAUAAUUUAACACCAUAAAAACGAAUGCCCCAUUCAGCCCCUUCUUAAAAUGAAUGCAUUAUUUUUGUAGUACAAGCUAGCUAUUACCCUGAUCUUAUUAUGUCUAGACUCGUGUGGCAUCGAGUCAAGGCAAUGGUCUGAACCAUCCUGAUUAUUUGUUGGAAUUGUCAUGUCAUCAUAAAAAUAUAUGCUCGUACCCAUUAACCCUUUAGCAUUUAAUGAUUAUUCGAUAUAUCUUUAACUUUAUUUUGUUUAAAAGUAGAUAAUUGAUUUGCAUAUAUAACAGUCAAUAAAUUUUUCAAUGUGUCGAUUGUUAUAUGUUGAGGAAUUCAAGUGUAAUGUUGUGGAGGCAGUAGUGGGUGUAAAUAUACACAACUUUUGUCUAUCCUAAAAGGAGGAGACUUAAUCUUAAACAGCUAUCCUUGAUAUACUUUUCUAGUAAUUUGAGUGAACCUUAAAUAUCUAAAACUGUGCAAUCUUUGUUCCAUUUUCAGGACGCGUGAUAUUAUAAGUGAAUUUUUUAUUAAUGUAAAAACUGUUUUUGAAUUUUACACAUUUUUUAGUUAAAGAUAAACAUCCUUAUACUUCUUACAUUUGGCACUUGAGCUGUUCAACGGAAAAAACAAUGUCACUCAUUGUCUUUCUCUUUAUUAUGGUGCCAUAAGUAGAUAGUCUGAUUAUCAGUGUAAAAAUAGUAUGGAAUUUAUGGAGUUAAAUAAAUGAGCUUAUAUUAUUCACCGAUAACGAUAACAUUAAAUUUUCAAAUACUUAAUAUUUUUGAUAGCUACAUUCCAUUCUAUUUGAAUCUUUAAAAAGUUUUCCUCCAUGUCAUUGUAUUGAAGUACAUCACCAUAUCGUCAAUGUAUUAUAAUUUUUUUACAUCACCUCAUUCACUUUGGGCUUGCAGAGCACUUGGCUUCUAUAAAUAUGUGCUUGCAAGUUGCUUUGUUUCUAUAAAAUGGAGUUGCAGAUCAAUUGGCUUUGAUAAAAUGGACUUGCAGGUCACUUGGCUUCUAUAAAAUGGACUUGUAGGUCACUUUACUUCUAUAAAAUGGUUUUGCAGGUCACUUGGCUUCUAUAAAAAUGUGCAUGUAGGUCACUUUGCUUCUAUAAAAUGGUCUUGCAGGUCACUUGGCUUCUAUAAAGGGGACUUGCAGGUCACUUGGCUUUUAUAAAAUGGACUUGCAGGUCACUUGUCUUCUAUAAAAAUGUGCAUGUAGGUCACUUUGCUUCUAUAAAAUGGACUUGCAGGUCACUUGGCUUCUAUAAAAUAGACUUGUAGGUCACUUUGCUUCUAUAAAAUGGACUUCCAGGUAACUUGGUUUCUAUAAAAAAAUGGACUUGCAGGUCACUUGCCUUCUAUAAAAAUCGACUUGCAGGUCACUUUGCUUCUAUAAAAUGGACUUGCAGGUCACUUGGCUUCUAUGAAAAUGUGCUUGCAGGUCACCUGGCUUCUAUAAAAUAGACUUUUAGGUCACUUUGCUUCUAUAAAAUGGACUUGCAGGUCACUUGGCUUCUAUAAAAAUGGACUUGCAGGUCACUGAUCUUCUAUAAAAUGGACUUGCAGGUCCAUUGGCCUCUAUGUAAUGGAUUUGCAGGUCACUUGGCUUCUAUAACAUGGACUUGUAGAUCAAUUUACUUCUAUAAACUGGAAAUACAGGUUACCCUUUAAAAUUAAGUUACAGAUCAUUUGCUUAUAUUAACAUUCCAGUGCCAGUGAAAAUCUCUCGUGACAAUAUAUACCGGGUAUAUUUUAUAUGGUAUCCUUCUGUCUGUGCAGGACGAUGGAGUGGCUAUGGACACUUUAUCAAAUGGCUUACGAGGCCAGGUAUAUAUAUUACACACACA
Lymnaea stagnalis (great pond snail) is the source of this 13187-nucleotide messenger RNA. The record is from the annotation of a GenBank genome assembly. NCBI's taxonomy places the organism in Eukaryota, Metazoa, Mollusca, Gastropoda, Lymnaeidae.